UAUUGGAAUUGUUCGCGAAUAAUUACGCAUGCUCCCUCCGAUCCGGAUCCGAUCGAAGUAAGGAGACGAUCGACAAUCACCAGAGCGAGCUAGGCCACAGCAAUGAAUUAGCAAAGCCAAAUAGGAUAUGACUUAGAGUGUGAUCCACCCAACACACUAUAGCCAUGGCUUCAUUAGGGCGUCAUAUGAUCCUGACUUGCCUCAAGAUUAGAACCAUUUCUUCUCCAAGAAACCUCCCACUACAGUGUGUGCAAAGACAUUUUCCCACAUUCUUUCAGCUAACCGAGGCUACACAAUCAUUUCACAGCUGUGCUAGAUGCCUUAAAAAUUCAGACAUCCCGCAAGGAUCAGGCAUCUCUAGAGUCGAGAGAAAUACCAUGGUCCUCUCUAAGACCCUCUUUGAGGAAGCCUCGCAGGAUUCACCAAACAAAGGUGCCUUCAAGGAUGUCGUCACCACCUUCACAGAGUUGGACAAGAGACGAAGAGGCCACAUUCAGUUCAUUGAGACGGCACUGAGAUACAUGAAGGCCUUCGGUGUGGAGAAGGACGUUGAUGCCUACAACAAGUUGCUUGAUGUCUUUCCCAAAGGAAAGUAUGUUGCUAAGAAUGCAUAUCAGUCCAUGUUUAAUCACUACCCGGAGCAACAGGUGUGUGGUAUCAAGGUUCUACAGCAAAUGGAAGACAAUGGGGUCUUACCAAACAACGAUACCAAGGAAAUCCUUAUCAGUGUUUUUGGUCGGAAGGCCCAUCCCAUCAAGAAGUACCAGCGCCUGAUGUAUUGGUUCCCUAAGUUCAGGAACAUCAAUCCUUUCCCGCUCCCCCAGGAGAUGCCAUCAGACCCCAUUAAACUCAGUGAGAUUGGACUGAAGAGGAUAUCAGAAUAUGAAGCAGAAUUCACGGUCUAUAGUUUUGAUAGGUCUAGUGAGACAUCAGUAAUAUGCCAGGGCGAGGAUUACUCUGAUCUCCAAGGCCAGGACUACAUCGCUAGUGUGCAGAGUCCAGACCAGAAAGAGGACCUGGCCCAGCACCAAAUCUUCAGACCUCUCUAUGUAGAAGGACCUUACACACUAUGGCUCAAAACAACCAGACAGCCGUACUAUGUGUUAAGAACAGACCCAAUGGAGUUACAGGAUCCCAUCAUGUAUGACAGAGGUCAACUUCCCCCAGCCCCUCGAGAAGGCAAUGUCUACGCCAUGUGCAUGACCAGCGAUGGAAACCGAGCAGUGUUGAGUGAAUGGAUCAAUAGACUACAAGAUGAAAAUCCUCACUUAGCGAGGCUCACAGUCAUUUUUAACCUGUUUGACAAGAAAGGUGAUGGCCAGGACACCCAGAUUCAUCAUAUAGGAGAGGGAAACAAGAUGCUUGGAAGUUGAUGUUAAUUGAACUGAGAUAAACUUAAUUGGAUAGAGUAUUUAUAACCCCCACUCUAUCAGGUGUGUAGGAGUUUUUAACCUAUUCUACAAGACAUGCAAUGGCUAGGACACCCCCAUUUAUCAUAGAGGAGAGAAUCUUUAAGAUACUAUGAUGAUGGUGGUAAUAGAAAUGUGAGCACCCAGAUCUAGUCAGGCUCACAGUGAUCUUUAAUCUGUUUGACAAGGAAUACAAUGGCAAUGACCCAAAUGAUUCAUCAUAAUACAGAUGGAAUUUAGACACAAGGGAGUCUAGAAAAUACUAUAUUAAGAAACUGAUUUAUAUAAAGAAUUAAAAUUCCUCACCCAGUGUUUAACUUUCUUCAUCAUAUAAGGGAGGGAACUAAGAUGCUAUGAAGUUGAUAGGAAAAUGGUUAUGUAUGGAAAUUAAUAGGGAAUAUAGAACCCUCACCUAUUGGAGCUAACAGUCAUCUUUAACCUCUUUCAGCUCACAAAGAAUGUUUUGUUCUUAAUGAUUAAUGUGCAAGAUGCUCGGUAAAGGGAAGCAGGUUGAAUUUAUCAUUGUUGCACCCUUUUGAAACUAGGAGAGAGUAACAUGUCAUUUAUCAUUAAGCUGAUUUGCAUCCUCAACACAGACAUAGAAUCUGUUGGUUGUGUGUAAAUGGGGAAGUUGCCAUAGUAAAACCAUGCUUCUCAUUCUUGUUUUAAAUUUUGAUUGUCCUUGGCAAGAUCUGUGUCAGUGGAGAUAUCAAACACACAGCUUAUGCCAUGAAGCAAUGGCCAAGGACCCUUUUUCUCUAGAUGUCACACAUCCAUGUUGUAGUGACAAAAGCAGUUGGUAAUGAAAGUUGUUAUAUGUGGCAUGACUCUCGAUACCCUAUUAAUACUCCCCUACAUCAGAGAAUGCUUUGUCUGUCAUCAAACCUUUAAGGAUAUAUUGGAGGAUUUCAAAAAUAUUCAAUUUAAUAACACUUGUAUAUGAAAUGGCUGUCAGAUAUCACAAAUGACAUGAAUGGAUAAUGUGUUACCAAGUCAAGGUCAAAGGUCAAUUGAGGUCAAUGAACUUUUAAUUUAUAUUUUUUUAAAUCCAAUUUUUGACCAAAUGGCCAUCUUCUAAUUUUGGAAUAGCCUUAGAACUCUCAUUCUGACUGCAUUUGGGCUAAUUCCAACUUUAAUGUGACUAUGGUACAGUUUUUAUAAUGGAGCUAGCACAUAAAGAAAAAAAUAACAGCUUUCCAUUACAGGUUAUAUUCUGGUUCUCAAAAUUUUAGAUAUGUGAAUAAUGAUACUGGUUUUGACCAUCUACUUUGUCAGGAGGUACUUGAUAAGAAAAAAGCUGGUUAAUGUUUGCCAUUGAAAGGGCUUAGAGUUGGUUUACUUCUUAAAGGAGAUCCAAACCAUGAGCCUUGUGAAGCACCACCUAAAGUCCUCAACUACUCAAACCUGGCCAGGUUGCUAACCCAUAAUGCAACAUUCUGAACGGCUUAUUUUUAUAUAGACCCAUUUACUGUAUAAGCUAGUUUUGUGGGGGCUUAUUUUCGUGAAUUGCCGAUAGACCGCAAAAUUAACAACGCGCAAAAUUAUUGACACAUUCAGUAAUCAGUGCCAGUGUCCCCAACAGCAAAGCUUUGCUAUUGUAAACAUCCUGUGUGGUAAAAAAUUGAGAGAUGCACCUAUAUAUAUAUACAAAAAAUAAUGUUGAGAAAGUACAGUUAGUAAUUCCAAAAGUUAGCUAGAAUUUCACUUUAUAUUUCUCGAACAAAAUCAGAGCCUAAAUUAUUUCUUAUCCCUAUUUUUAUCAAUAUUCAGUCUUUCACUGUAAUAUUACAAUGUAUUUUCCAUGAAAUGAUUUGAUUUUGUUGUCAUCUGAUUUACUCUAUACACAGGUACAUUGCCAGCUAUUUGCAUACUCAUUCAUAAGUCACAUGACCAGAGGUGUUAGAGGUGUAAGAUUUUGUUCACCAUUUUUGCACUUAAAACACAUCUUCCAAAGAUUGCUUUUUACAGAUCAAACUGUGACAGGAUUAAUUUUUAGAUCUAAAGGUACAAAAAAGGUGAAAUUUAAGCCACUUUUCUAAUACUUUUUAACUUUUUUUACAGGGACAUAUUUAUGUACAAAAGACAGGUCAGCAUGGGGACUUUAAGGAGCAUAUUUUUGUGGAUGUUUUGCACCAUUUUGCUUUUUCUGAAAUUCUGUGGAAGUGUUGGGUACUUCUAUUGAUCGAGAAUUCAACAACCCGCGAAAAAGUCAGGACCCCUGCGAUUCGAAAAUAAUUUCUGUACGCGAGUGUUAGUCAGUUCACUCCCUCUCUGAAAAUUGUUAUUACUGGUAUAGUUGCCAAACCAAAGCCAUAUUGCAAGUGGAUGUCAAAAGUGGAGAUCAAGUUUUCAAAUAUCCGUCAUACCUACCCAUGCCCAUGCAUGUUCACUGUUGAAUUUACUCAUUUAGAGUUUAAAAGAAUAAAAGAUAUUUCUCAUAUUAUAUGUCAAUCAUUGAUAUUAUGUUUGUGAUAUAUGAUUACAUUUUUGAAUAUAUCAAACUUGUUGAAUUUUUUUGUUGGGUUUUACUUUCACUUUCUUUAUAAUAAUAUAUUACAUGCAUGUCAAAGUCAAA
Messenger RNA from Lytechinus pictus (painted urchin), 3984 nucleotides. Its product is annotated as evolutionarily conserved signaling intermediate in Toll pathway, mitochondrial-like. NCBI's taxonomy places the organism in Eukaryota, Metazoa, Echinodermata, Echinoidea, Temnopleuroida, Toxopneustidae. The transcript is spliced from 6 exons. The record is from RefSeq and is a predicted model, not a curated record. The coding region runs from base 165 to 1373 and encodes 402 amino acids. Gene Ontology annotation, molecular function: protein binding. Gene Ontology annotation, biological process: innate immune response; cell surface receptor protein serine/threonine kinase signaling pathway. Gene Ontology annotation, cellular component: mitochondrion.